AUGUCCCAGUCCACACCAAUGGAAUACACUCCCCUCCUCCUCAAAGGCUUCUCCGCCUGGAUCGUCUAUCAUGGCGCAUCGCAUGUCGUCCGAGGGAUAACAGAAUAUCUCCCACAAAUUGAAGGCGCAAAACUCCCCCCAUCCACCGUCUCCCUCAUGGACUCACAGAUCCGUUUCCUGGGUGGAACAUACAUUGGUUACGGCGCUGCGCUAUGCUGGACAUCAUACGAUAUCAGGGAAAGACAGUUGGCUUUGAAUAUUCUCCUGGCUGGCUUGGCACUAGGCGGUAUUGGGAGAGCUAUUUCAGCUGGGAUCUUUGGCUGGGGAUUUCCGUGGGUGCAACGAGCUACGAUCACCGAGAUUGUCGUACCACCUUUGGUCUACUGGUUUGGCUCAUGCAAGUAUGUUUAGUUGGUGCACGGUUGGGCUAGGUAUCAGUCACGAGUUCAAAUUAUAAUCCUUGUGACCCAAAUUGGACACGUUGCUAGGGGUGAAUAAGAGGUAGUUUGCAUAAAACUUGGAAGUUUCAAGAUAUACAAACAUUGUGG
Fusarium odoratissimum NRRL 54006 is the source of this 548-nucleotide messenger RNA. RefSeq lists its product as uncharacterized. Bases 1 to 411 code for a protein of 136 amino acids. The record is from RefSeq and is a predicted model, not a curated record. The transcript has a single exon. Lineage: Eukaryota; Fungi; Ascomycota; Sordariomycetes; Hypocreales; Nectriaceae.